UUUUGUGGAGCCGCGCGGGAAGGCGCGAAGCUGUGGGGGCGCUGCUGGCCGGGCGAAGCAGCCCUGGGAGGGGACGUCCGGGCGUGGUCGCAUGGGGCACAGCGGGUCUCGCGAGCCUUCCUUCCCUGUUUCGCCCGGGCUCCGCGGGCCGGGGUCCUGGGCGCUGUUCCUAUGGCAACGCCCCUUCCGCCGCCGCCGACCCCACGGGACCACGGCGGGCUGCGGAGCCGGGGUGGGAGGUCCCGUGGCGGGACCGAGCGCAGCCGCGGGGCUCCCGAGGGCGGCGCGGGACGGCGGGAGGAGCAGUCCCUGUCCCCAGGAAACCGAAACUGCUGUCCUGGCACGUCCUGCAUCCGGAAGGGGUGCAUCCCUCUCCCGCGGGAGCGCUCGGGGCGCCUCCCGGACGGAGGGUGGGAGAUCCGGGGCUGCGCUGCCCGCACCCCAGAGGAGGUGGCCAAGUUGGAGAAGCACUUGAUGCUGCUCCGGCAAGAGUAUGUCAAGCUACAGAAGAAACUGGCAGAGACGGAGAAGAGAUGCACUCUUUUGGCUGCACAGGCAAACAAGGAAAGCACCAAUGAGUCCUUCAUCAGCCGCCUGCUGACGAUAGUGGCAGACCUGUAUGAGCAGGAGCAGUACAGUGACUUGAAAAUCAAGGUUGGGGACAGGCACAUCAGCGCUCACAAGUUUGUCCUGGCAGCUCGCAGUGACAGCUGGAGUCUGGCCAACUUGGCCUCCACCAAGGAGCUGGACCUGUCAGGUGAGCCUCUGACAGACCACCAGGGACACAAGACUGCCAGCACAAGAGAUCAUGGCAGAAAGUUAUGGUGUGUCCUUGUAAGAUACUUGGGGUUUGAUGAAAAUGACUCUUGUCAAUUGAUGGGGCUAGUUUUCUUUUACAGAUGCGAGAAGGGCGUUAUGUCUCUGGUGAAUGUGAGGAAUUGUAUCCGCUUCUAUCAGACUGCAGAAGAGCUGAAUGCCAGCACACUGAUGAACUACUGUGCAGAGAUCAUUGCCAGCCACUGGGAUGAUUUACGAAAGGAGGACUUCAGUAGCAUGAGUGCUCAAUUGUUGUACAAAAUGAUCAAGUCCAAGACAGAGUACCCGCUCCAUAAAGCUAUUAAAGUGGAGAGAGAAGAUGUGGUCUUCCUUUACCUCAUUGAAAUGGACUCACAGCUCCCUGGGAAACUGAACGAAGUGGAUCACAACGGGGAUCUUGCAUUAGAUCUAGCCCUCUCCCGGCGCCUAGAGAGUAUUGCCACGACGCUGGUUAGCCACAAAGCUGAUGUGGACAUGGUGGACAAGAAUGGCUGGAGCUUGUUACAUAAAGGAAUCCAGAGAGGAGAUCUCUUCGCUGCCACGUUCCUCAUUAAGAGUGGGGCCCUUGUCAAUGCGGCUACUUUGGGUGCCCAGGAGACACCGUUGCACCUUGUGGCGUUGUACAGUUCAAAGAAACACUCAGCAGGUGUGAUGUCUGAGAUGGCACAGAUUGCUGAGGCCCUCCUGCAGGCUGGUGCCAACCCCAAUAUGCAGGACAGCAAGGGCAGGACUCCUUUACACCUGUCCAUCAUGGCCAGGAACGAACACGUGUUCAGUCAGCUGCUGCUGUGUAAACAAUUAGACUUGGAGCUCAAAGACCAUGAGGGCAGCACAGCCCUGUGGCUGGCGGUACAGUCCAUCACCAUGUCCUCCGACCAGUCUGUAAACCCCUUUGAAGACCUGCCCGUGGUCAACGGGACUUCCUUUGAUGAGAACAGCUUUGCCGCCAGACUCAUUCAGCGUGGCAGCAACACUGACGCCCCUGAUGCGAUGACAGGAAAUUGUUUACUACAGCGGGCAGCUGGAGCAGGAAAUGAGGCUGCAGCUCUUUUCCUGGCAACUAAUGGUGCCCAUGUCAACCACAGAAACAAGUGGGGAGAAACCCCACUGCACACAGCGUGUCGACACGGCCUGGCCAACCUCACUGCAGAGCUCCUGCAGCAAGGAGCCAACCCAAACCUGCAGACGGAGGAGGCCGUACCCUUGCCAAAGGAGGCUGCGUCCCUGGCUGGCUCCGCAGACAGUGUCUCUCUGCAGACGCCGCUGCACAUGGCAAUUGCCUAUAACCAUCCGGAUGUGGUAUCCGUCAUCCUGGAGCAGAAAGCCAAUGCCCUUCACGCCACCAACAACUUGCAAAUUAUUCCGGACUUCAGCCUCAAGGAUUCCCGAGACCAGACUGUGCUGGGCUUGGCAUUGUGGACUGGCAUGCACACGAUUGCAGCCCAGCUGCUGGGCUCCGGGGCUUCCAUCAAUGACAGCAUGUCCAGUGGGCAGACCUUGCUGCACAUGGCCAUCCAGCGGCAGGACAGCAAAAGUGCACUCUUUCUCCUGGAGCAUCAGGCAGAUAUAAACAUCAGGACCCAGGAUGGGGAGACAGCCCUUCAGCUGGCCAUCAGAAAUCAGCUUCCGCUCGUGGUCGACGCCAUAUGUACCCGAGGAGCCGACAUGUCUGUGCCAGACGAGAAGGGGAACCCUCCGCUGUGGCUGGCGCUGGCAAAUAACCUGGAGGACAUUGCCUCCACUCUGGUCAGACACGGCUGUGACGCCACGUGCUGGGGUCCGGGACCCAGUGGUUGCCUUCAGACGCUCCUGCACCGAGCCAUCGAUGAAAACAACGAGGCCACUGCCUGCUUUCUGAUUCGCAGUGGCUGUGACGUGAAUAGCCCCAGACAGCCAGGUGCUAGUGGAGAAGGAGAAGAGGAGGCGCGAGAUGGGCAAACCCCCUUGCAUUUGGCAGCCUCUUGGGGGCUGGAAGAGACGGUGCAGUGCCUCCUGGAGUUUGGUGCCAAUGUCAAUGCACAGGAUGCAGAAGGAAGGACGCCUGUCCACGUGGCCAUCAGCAACCAGCACGGCGUCAUCAUUCAGCUGUUGAUUUCUCAUCCUGACAUCCACUUGAACGUCCGAGACAGACAGGGGCUGACCCCUUUCGCCUGUGCCAUGACGUACAAGAACAACAAGGCCGCCGAGGCCAUUCUCAAACGAGAGUCUGGGGCCGCUGAGCAGGUCGACAACAAGGGCCGGAAUUUCCUUCACGUGGCGGUUCAGAACUCGGACAUUGAGAGUGUCCUGUUCCUGAUCAGUGUCCAGGCAAACGUGAAUUCCAGAGUGCAGGAUGCUUCCAAGUUGACCCCUUUACACCUGGCUGUCCAGGCGGGCUCAGAGAUUAUUGUCCGCAAUUUGCUUCUUGCAGGAGCCAAGGUGAAUGAACUGAACAAGCACCGCCAGACCGCCCUCCACCUCGCCGCCCAGCAGGACCUGCCCACCAUCUGCUCCGUGCUCCUGGAGAACGGAGUCGACUUCGCCGCUGUGGACGAGAACGGGAACAACGCUCUUCAUCUUGCCGUCACGCACGGGCGGCUCAACAACAUCCGGGUUCUCCUGACAGAGUGCACAGUGGACGCCGAAGCCUUUAAUCUCAGAGGCCAGUCGCCGCUGCACAUUUUGGGGCAAUACGGCAAAGAGAACGCGGCAGCCAUCUUUGAUCUCUUCCUGGAGUGCAUGCCCGAGUAUCCUCUGGAUAAGCCAGAUGCAGAAGGAAACACAGUGCUCCUCUUAGCGUACAUGAAAGGGAAUGCCAACUUGUGCCGCGCCAUUGUCCGGGCCGGGGCCCGCCUCGGGGUGAAUAACAACCAGGGAGUCAACAUUUUCAACUACCAGGUCGCCACCAAGCAGCUUCUGUUCCGACUGUUAGAUAUGCUGUCCAAGGAGCCUCCGUGGUGCGAUGGCUCCAACUGCUACGAGUGCACCGCCAAGUUUGGCGUCACGACUCGCAAGCAUCACUGUCGUCACUGCGGACGUCUUCUGUGCCAUAAAUGCUCGACCAAGGAGAUUCCCAUUAUAAAGUUCGAUCUCAACAAGCCCGUGCGUGUUUGCAACAUUUGCUUUGACGUGCUGACUCUGGGUGGGGUCUCUUAGUGAGCCCCCGGGAGGGUCCGGGCCAUGCCCUCCGCCCCUCCCCAGCAGCUGCUCUGCUCACCAGCCCGCCCCCACCCAGAGCAGGAGCUGGCGUCAUCCUCCUGCAGCAAUAGACUGGACAGCUGAGGACCACGGCGUGACCCCAUCUCAGAUGAUUCGGUAUGACUGUCAGUGUGUCAGACUGCGACCAAACUCACUCAGUGUCACGGUUGGACCAGGCCAUGUAGCCUCAGUGGUGAAUGUGACAGCAAUGAGACCCAUCCUGCUAGCAGCAUCCAACGACACUGAGCCCACGCUCCCUUCUAGCAGCCUAGUGUGCAUCUCCGAGCGUCCAUAACGUCUUCCUGCCUGGCUGCCGCCCCAGGCAGCGCCUAACAGUGGAAGCUGGCGGCUUACCGAGAGCUGGCUCUCCUCUGGGCCUGGUGGCUGGGGGCUUUUCUGCACAGUGUUUUCGAGGGAAAUAGGACCCUCUGCCCUGGAGUCUUUUUUUGUUUUUUAAGCUAAGCUGUAUUUUUUAGUGAGCUACCCCUUUUAAAAAGGUGAAAUCUUUCUAAACAGGGUUCAAAGAUGAGAGCUAAAAAAUCGUGGCCUUAACAACUGAAAGCUUUACCGGUGUUCAUGCGAAUGAGGUGUCAGGUGCGGCUGGGCAGCCAGACAUCUCCGGGCGCUGUCUCCUUCCCUGGUCUCGCUGCGCCCCGAGUCCUCGGCCACUCUGCCGGUGGAGUGGUGGAGGAAAUGCACUUUGAUUGUGCUGCACUUUUUACAUAGCUGCAUCAUUGGUGACCCCAACUUAAAAAUCCAUAUUCAGAAACAGCCCCACCCGUCCUUGCACCUGCGAUUCUAACGCUCAGCUUGGACUGGACCUCAGCUCACACUGAUCUUAAAGGGAAGACCCCUGCGGUGUCUUCUGGAGCAGGCGAGGAGGAGGGGGUGGGGAAGACUUCAGUGCCGGGGCAUCUGCAGCCUCAGGCUGGAGGCUUGUGGGCCGCGUCUCCUUGACACACGUGGUUCUUGCUGACACCUCCCCUCUCACGCUGUAAGAGGCAGCAGCCGACAGCCCUGGCCAAGCGUGCUCAGCCCCGUGGGAACUCGGGCUUGGCUGCUGACGAGGCCUCCAGAACUUGCUGGGCCUAGCCGCUGCUAGGACGCACGUGAACCCUGAAGUGUUUGAUUUCUGUUGAAGGUUUGGCCAGUUUUUAAAAAUGCACAGUGAGAAACUUUUACCAAUGCUUUUCUUAAAAACAAACUCUGAGAUGAAUAAUUUGUUAGUUAUACUCAGAGAUUAAUAAUCUGAAUCAUACAUACUGAUUUUUUAAGACAUUUAAUAACCACUACAUUUUUGGCAUUAAUGAAAUAUGGAUUCAUGCAUAAAAGGGACUAACUUUUUGUUUGCAAUAGCCUGUGUUUUUGGUUUGUUUCUGUCUGUCUUGGAUAGUGGUGUGUCCUCCACACUGUCGUACAUUGAUAUUUCUGUUGCCUAAAUAUGUGUAAAAUGAGCUGAUAGAUCAGAGUGCUACUUUUCGAUGUAAUUCUGUGAUUUAUAAGAUAUACCUGCUUUCUAUGUCAAUAUGAGCUUGUGUACGUUUAAAAGCAGAGUAAUUAGCAGAGCCCCUCCCCCCCGGGCGGGGGCUGUGACGUAAGUCACAUAGAAUUUUUAUAGAAAAACAACCAAUCUUGGCAAACACUUGGUCCCACGAGGCAUGCGAUCAGUUUCCACUUUCUGUCGUGUGGAAAGGCCACAGGAAUUGGUCUUAGGUAGCUCGGUCCUGUAGAGUAGGAGUCUUGUGGUUCAGACGGGAACUGAGGUGCGCAGUACCUACCUGCUCGUUCUCCUCCCGCUCCCUGCGGAUGAGGGAGGGUGGAAUCCAGUCAGGGAGGAGGCCAGUGUUCGCGCCUUGCCUCAUUGCACGGAACACCUGAGGAUCACGUGUGAGUGUGGAUUCGCACUUCUGUGUCUGCAGCGUGCAGACAGCGAUGGUACUGAGCAGCACGGACUGGGAAAACGUUUCUUACAUCCUGCGUUGGCGUCAGGGUGCUUUCAGGCAGAUGUGAAGGAGUGUCUCCAGUCUUAGGAACUCUCCCGCCCCCGCUGAAGCUCCCCGAGUGGCACCCGGGGUGGACUCGCCCGUCACUGCCCUGGCUGGGCCUCGGCACACUCCGAGUCCCCUCCGUGCGCUCCAUGCCAUCAAGACUUGACCACCACACUGCCUAGCUGUCCUCGGGCAGUUUUAAUCAGCAGCCUAAGUACUGGUAGCCAAAGCUGUUUUACUCCUUUGGAACGCUGCCAGCUGUCAGUGCGUAGCGCAGGAAGAAUCAACUUCUCUGAGACGGGACUUGCGCGCCAGUCGGCGCUGUUGGGCCGAAUUUGAUUCUGCACUGCCUCCCGCUCCUCUGUGCCCUCCUAACAGGCCUUUCCCUUUAAAGACGGAGUCCCAGCCACUGACUGCUGACGAGAUUGAAUGGGUUAAAUGAAGUUCUGAUCCUCGAACACACUGACGUCCCACAAACUUAAGUGCCUACACGUAGGACUCUGGUUUCCAGCUGUCGUUCAGUGGUGUCUCACUACGUGACGUGUUAGUGUUACAUCUGAAGUCCUUGCCUGUGCGUCGUCAGCCCAAUUACCAGUAGUCGAGUCUGGAUUAGGUUGCUUGGUUACCUGCCACAUUCUCUCCAAUGAGUGCGGUCCACAUGACCUGUAGUCCUCUACCUCAGAGCCCGAGUCGUUCUGACCACCCCGUUCAGCUUCCUCACUCUUCUCCCUGAGCGGUCCCUGCGUGGAGCCCAGCGUGCAUGUGGGUCCACAGGUCUUCCCAACAACUGUCCCACACCUGUGGUCCUGAGCCGUCGCCGCACUAAUGUGGCCGUGAGCAUGGAGUGGAGGGGAGGUCUUGGGAGGGAGGCGGGCCUCUACCUCCACCCAGGUGUCCUUUAUCUGGAGAAAAAGAACACUUUUGAACUGUGUGAUGUGUAGACCUGAAAGGCAGCUGCCCAGGUGGCAGAGCAGGAGCAAGUACACGUGACGCUUCCAUCACAGAGACUCAGUUUCCCCCGACAAGCCCACGAGAACCUCCCAAAGCGCUGGAGCUCCCACUCGCAGGCAGGGAUCUGGAAGCCCCAGGCUCACUCUGUGGAGCGUAUUGACAAGGAAUAAAGUAAACACUUCAAUUCCAGAAGUUCAAGAUGCCUUAAAGACUUUCUCGGAGAUCCCUGCGUGUGCACGUCCUCUGUGCGGCAUAAAUAGCAUACUAACCUGUUAGACCUGACAGCGGUGGUCUUCCGUAGCUAGGGAGUCCUGAGUCACUGCACGCCGGGUGGGCAGACGUGCAGGGCCGGGCAGCAGCUGUGGGCGCACACAGGGUUGACCUGUGCAGCCCGCAGCCAGUCGGAGUGGUGCUUGGUGUGCGGGGAUGCAUCUUGAGGGACCACGGCGCUUAACAGCAGUGUUUGCGUGGAGUCCAUGGAAUGGAAUGUAUAUUUUUCCAGUACUGGUAUUUGCAUUUUCUGUAACAAUUCCUUGUAAUAAAAUGAGGCAAAAUUGUGCAUUUAAA
This is a messenger RNA of Oryctolagus cuniculus (rabbit), 7499 nucleotides long. The record is from RefSeq and is a predicted model, not a curated record. NCBI's taxonomy places the organism in Eukaryota, Metazoa, Chordata, Mammalia, Lagomorpha, Leporidae.